Adineta ricciae is the source of this 1014-nucleotide messenger RNA. NCBI's taxonomy places the organism in Eukaryota, Metazoa, Rotifera, Eurotatoria, Adinetida, Adinetidae. The record is from the annotation of a GenBank genome assembly.
AUGGAGAUGAAUGAUCAUCAUGAAGAAGAUCGAUCACCAAUCGAUAAUAUUCCAACUUCGACUGUUACAUCUUUAUAUACAAAUGGAUAUCCAUUCAUAAAAAGUCCAUCUGAUGUCAUCAAAUCUCAUUUUUCGAAUGGAUUUUGUCAUCGUUUACAAUAUAAAUUCAAAUCCAAACUUGAUCCUUUUGAAUUAAUAAGUAAAAAAGAAUUGGAUAUUGCCGCUGAAUUUAGUCGAUUUCCUUACCGUCCAAGUAACCUUUUUCUCAAGAUUUUUUACAAUGUGAUUCGCACUCUUGAAUACGAUCCAUUAGGUGGUCGUGUCUCUCCAUCAUUAAUCGGUUCAUCAGGAAUAAUUCCUUUGACAAUAAUUUCUACUAUCCCUGAUAUAAUGCGUCAUUAUUAUCAAGUUAUCGUCAAUGCUCAGAAAGAGAUUCUCUUCGCAACAAUGUAUUGGGAAAGAAGUGAAAGUGCGAAUGUCAUUCGUCGCGCUUUUCAAGAUUUAGACAAACGGGCGAAUGCCGAACAUCGUCAUGUGAUUAUCAAAUUGAUGAUCGAUCAUCCAAAUAUNACGAAUAAUCAUCGUAUUCAAAUGUUUAAACAAGGACAGUUGCAUGGAAUAACUGUUGCAGGAAGUACAUCAGAGAAGAUCACCACUGGUCUGAAUCAUCCAACUGGAAUUACUCUCGAUGGUGAUGGUUAUUUAUAUAUUGCUGAUAGUUUUAACAAUCGUAUUGUUCGAGGAAAGGGAAAUAGUUUUCGAUGUAUACUUGGAUGUGUGACUCCGGGUUCCGAGCCGCAUAAAUUGAAAGGACCACGGCAUAUGGCCUUUGAUAGUUAUGGAAAUAUUUAUGUUGUUGAUACAGAUAAUCAUCGAAUACAAAAAUUCAGUUUUUUUAAAAAAUCAUGUGAAUCAUCUGUCAUGAUCACAAGUACACCCGUGCUUUCACAUUCAACAACGAUUCUACUCAAAUAUUCAAUGCUCUACUUGAUGCUUUUUAUGUUUUGUAUUUAA